AUGAAGUUCGCCUACCAGUUCCAGCACCUGUGCGGCAGCGUCUACUCGCAGGGCAACGUGGUCUUCACGCCCGAUGGGAACUCCGUGCUCAGCCCCGUGGGCAACCGCAUCACCCAGUUCGACCUCGUCAACAACACGUCGCGGACCUUCGCCUUUGAGGCGCGCAAGAAUGUGGAGCGCAUCGCCGUCUCGCACGACUCGCGGCUGCUGCUGGCCGUGGACGAGGAGGGUCGCUGUCUGCUGGUCAACUUGAAGCGCGGCGCGGUGCUCUACCGCUUCCACUUCAAGCAGCCCGUGCGCGCGCUCAACUUCAGCCCCGACGACAAGUUCAUUGCCGUUGCGGUGGGCAACAAGACGCAACUCUGGCGCACCCCGGGGCUCGUGCGCGAGUUCGCGCCCUUCGUGCUGCACCGCACGUACACGGGCCACUACGCGGAUGUUGUGAGUGUGUCAUGGUCGCAUGACGGCAAGUUCUUCGUCACGGGAUCCGAGGACCUGUCGGCGCGCGUGUUCUCCGUGGACCCGUACCCGGGUUUCAAGCCCCUGACGCUCUCGGGACACCGCGACGUGGUGGUAGGAGCCUUCUUUGCCGAGAAUGACGAAUCGAUUUUCACGGUCGGACGCGACGGUGGUGCCUACGAGUGGAAAUACAAGCUGCCGGAUGUGGAGAUGACGGAACGCACGCCCGAUGAGAGUGACGACGAGGAGAGCGAAGAUGAUAACGUAGAAGAAGAGGAGGAGGAGAAGGAGGACAACAAGGAGGAAGACAAACAGGAGGACAAGGAAGAAAGCGAGAGCAGCGAAGACGAAAGCGAGGACGAAGCUGCAGGCAAGAAGCGCAAGCGUAAAUUCUCGGAGGACCGGACAGAGCCGAUCCCGGACAUCGCGCGUGCGAUUAAGUGGUACACGUGCCAGAAGCACGUGCUCAAGAUGGACUUCGCCAAGGUGUUGUGUUGCACCUUCCACUCGUCGACGGGCAUGCUCGUCGUGGGUUUCGGCAACGGCACCUUCGGCCUGUACGAGCUGCCCGCCUUUGUGAAUAUUCACACGCUGAGCGUCACGCAAAACCAGCUUGAGACUGUGGCGGUGAAUGCCACCGGAGAGUGGCUCGCCUUCGCUUCGCGCAAGCUUGGACAGCUGCUGGUCUGGGAGUGGCGCUCCGAGACGUAUGUGCUCAAGCAGCAGGGACACUACUUCGACCUGAACGCGGCCAGCUACUCGCCCGAUGGACGACUGCUUGCUACAGGUGCCGACGAUGCCAAACUCAAGCUUUGGGACACCAGCAGUGGCUUCUGCUACGUCACUUUCACCGAGCACUCCGCCCCCGUGACGGCGGUGCAGUUUGCUCCUUCAGGUCAGGCUGUCGUUAGUGCGUCUCUGGAUGGCACCGUGCGCGCGUUUGACCUGAACCGAUACAAGAACUUCCGUGUGCUCACCACCCCAGAGCCUACGCAGUUCCUGUCUCUGGCGCUGGACCCGAGUGGCCAGGUCGUGUGUGCUGGUUCGAUGGACCCUUUCAACGUGUACGUUUGGUCGCUGCAGACUGGCAGACUCACGGACGUCCUCAGCGGCCACUCUGGACCCGUGACGUCGCUGUCAUUUUCCCCGUCGUCUGCUGCCGAGCCCAUUCUGGCCUCUGCUUCAUGGGACCACACGGUGCGCCUCUGGAAUCUGUUCGCCAGCAAGAAGAGCUUCAUUGAGCCUCUCGCUCACGCUACGGACGUGUUGGCUGUGGCCUUCCGUCCGGAUGGCAAGCAGCUUGCCUCCACUACGCUCAACGGAGCGAUCAACAUUUGGGACGUCAAGGAAGGCGAGCAGGUUGGCACGAUUGACGGAAAGCGGGACAUUGCCGGCGGUCGCAAGGAAGGCGACCACAUCACGGCGGCGAACAAUCAGCUGUCCAAGCACUUUACCAGCGUCUGCUACUCAGCUGAUGGCUCGCUUCUGCUUGCUGGUGGACGCUCCAAGUUCGUGUGCAUCUACGCUGCUGGCCCGCAGAUUUUGCUCAAGAAGUUCCAGAUCUCGCACAACCUGUCACUCGAUGGCAUUCUGGACAAGCUCAACAGCAGGAACAUCACGGAGAGCGGAAUGAGCAAGAUCGAACUCGACGCUCACUUGGAUGACUCGGAGGCGUCUGGACGCACCCCCGGUAGCGCGCUGGUUGGUGCCAAACGCGCUGUGGACCCUGGCACUCGCCGCAAGAACAUGGAGGUGCUGUCCAAGGCCGUUCUUUUCUCCCCUACCGGUCGCGCAUGGGCUGCUGCUACUACGGAAGGUCUGUUGAUCUACGGUCUGGACGAAAGCCUGGCCUUCGACCCGUUCGAGCUGGACGAGGAUAUCACGCCCGAAACCAUCUCGAAGACGCUGGCACGCCGUGAGUAUGCGCGUGCAUUGGUGAUGGCGCUGCACUUGAAUGAGGAGCCGAUCAUUGCUCGUUGUGUGGAAGGCGUCCCGCUUGCUAGCAUUCCGCUUGUUGCGCAGACGCUGCGGGGCGAGAUGUACUUGCAGCGACUGCUGCAGCUGCUGGCCAAGCGAAUGGAUCGCAGUCCGCACCUCGAGUUCUACCUUCAGUGGAGUCUCGCUGUUCUCAACUCGCACGGCCAAACCCUGCGUGACGACCCCGCUAGCAGUGCUACGUGCCUACCGACACUGCGUUCACUUCAGAAGAGCAUCGCUCGCCACCUCCAGGAUCUUGCCAAGAUUUGCGAUGAUAACCAGUUCACGCUCAGUUACCUCAAGAACCUCAGCAAGAUGCAGCAGACCCAAUAG
This is a messenger RNA of Phytophthora sojae, 2769 nucleotides long. RefSeq lists its product as hypothetical. The transcript is spliced from 3 exons. Gene Ontology annotation, cellular component: small-subunit processome; Pwp2p-containing subcomplex of 90S preribosome. The record is from RefSeq and is a predicted model, not a curated record. Bases 1 to 2769 code for a protein of 922 amino acids. Gene Ontology annotation, molecular function: protein binding. Gene Ontology annotation, biological process: maturation of SSU-rRNA from tricistronic rRNA transcript (SSU-rRNA, 5.8S rRNA, LSU-rRNA); ribosomal small subunit assembly. NCBI's taxonomy places the organism in Eukaryota, Oomycota, Peronosporomycetes, Peronosporales, Peronosporaceae.